UGUCGAAGAGCAGAAGAAGGUUGCCUUCCAGUUUCCAGAGACUGGGCUUCUGGCAAGAGUAGCAAUGAGGUUCAUCUGUGCAGUGUCCGUUCAGGCACCGGCUGUACGGCAGUCCCCGUUUCCUCAAGAAUCCUAAGGAGUGAGGGACAAGCUCAUUAUGAAGAGUGAUCUGGUUUUCUUUGUCUCUGUAAUUAGCCUUGCCUUCCUGUCCCUGCCAAGAUCUGGAUAUGCUCAGCAUAUUGCAGAAGAGUCCUGCUCUGUUCAGAUUCUCGUUCCAGGCCUCAAAGGGGAAGCUGGAGAAAAGGGGGAGAAAGGAGCACCAGGCCGCCCAGGAAGAGUGGGACCUCCCGGAGAAAGAGGAGAAAUGGGGGACAAAGGAGAGAAAGGAAACAUGGGUCGGCAUGGAAAAAUUGGCCCCAUUGGUUCAAAAGGUGAAAAGGGGGAUAGUGGAGAUAUAGGCCCACCUGGUCCCAAUGGAGAGCCAGGCAUUCCUUGUGAAUGUGGCCAGCUCCGUACGGCCAUUGGUAAAAUGGAUAACCAAGUGACUAUGCUGACGACCGAGUUAAAGUUCAUUAAAAAAGCACUGCCCUCCCCCGCAGCUGUCGCUGGUGUGCGCGAGACAGAUAAUAAGAUCUACUUGCUGGUGAAAGAAGAAAAGAGGUACAUGGAUGCGCAGCUCUACUGCCAAGGGAGAGGAGGAACACUGAGCAUGCCCAAGGAUGAAACCACCAAUGCCCUUAUUGCUUCCUACAUCAAUCAAGCUGGCCUCAGCCGAGUUUUCAUUGGCAUUAACGACUUAGAGAAGGAGGGUAACUUUGUGUAUUCUGAUCGAUCCCCCAUGCAGACCUUCAACAAAUGGAGCACCGGUGAACCCAACAAUGCUUAUGAUGAGGAGGACUGUGUAGAAAUGAUAGCUUCAGGGGGGUGGAAUGACGUCGCCUGUCAUAUUACAAUGUAUUUUGUUUGUGAAUUUGACAAAGAAAAUGUGUAAAAGUAUUCAAGGUCUGCCCCCUUUGCAAUCUGUUUUUGAAUUAAGCUCGGGCAUCAGUCGGGGUAUAUUUCUGCACUAGAAACAUUUUGCAUACCCAAGCACAAGGUGACAAAAAUACUCUGAUGUAAAGUUCACUUGGAUUUCUCUGUGUACAAGAUAGUGCCCUGUUUAGGAGGAACUAAUCUUCCAAUUAAGUUUCGCGUAUUAGUCUGGACAAAACAACCCAGAUUGCCGGUAUCUCUGCCAUUAGUCUUCAGUUCUUCAACCCACAGCAUUUUUGAUGUGCCAGUUUUGUUGUCCUUUAUUGUACAUAGUCAGCAUUGCUGUUCUCUUAAAAUUAAAGCUGUAGUUCAUACGGCAUGCAGAAAUAUUCUUCUUUGCGUAAGCAGAGGAUUGGGAGCACCUCCUUCCUCUCGGUCAUGCUGGAUCAGACCAAUGGGCCGUCGAGUCCAGUACUUUUGUUUCCAAGAGUGGCCGGUCAGAUUCCGCAGCCUGGGGUGCCUAUAAGCGGGAAGCACAAGCAACAUCCCUCACCUACUGGCUGCUGUUCAACAUCUGACAAUCAGAGGCCUUCUGCCUCUGAACCUGAAGACCCGAUUUGACCCUAUCCUCCACAGCUCUCUCUGGUCAUCUUAUACAUCUGCCUAAGCCAGUGGUCCUAACCACAUUUCAUAGUAGCAGGUUUCCCAAGUCAACUACCUAUUGUGUAAAGUAGUAAUUCCUUUUGUCUGUUUUGAAUCUAUGGCCACUCAUUUUCAUAGGGUAGCCCCAAAUUCUAGUAUUGUGGGAGAGGGAGAAAAGCUGCUCUCUACUUGCUUUCUCUACACUAUGCAUAAUUUUGUAGAUUUCUAUCCGGUCACCCCUCAGUCACCUUUCCCCCCAAACUAAAAAGCCCCACAUGCUUUAUCCUGGCUCCCUAAGGCAUAUAUUGCUCCUAUUUGAUGGUCAUUUUUAUUGCCCUUUUCUGCAUACUUCCCAUCUCUUCAAUAUCCUUUUUGAGAUGCAGUCACCAUAACUGUAUAUGGUAUUCCAAAUGAAGGGACUUGGUUAAGGUCAUUGCUGUACUGGUAAUUUUAUUCUUAAUCUAUUUCCUGAUGAUCCCUAGCAUGGAAUUGGCCUUUUUAUUGCCACAGCACAUUGAGUUGACAUUUUCAGCAAGCAAUCUAUCACAACCACAAGGUCUUUUUUGUUGGUCUGUCAUUAUCAGCUCAGACCCCAUAUACAUGAAAUCAAGGUUUUAUUGCCCUAACAUUUUGUACUUAUUUACAUUGAAUUACCAAUUACAACUACCAUUUUGUUGUCCUUUCACCCUCUUUUGAAAGGUCUAUUUAGAGUUCCUCACAAUCCCAUUGUGUUUUUUUACCAUCAACAAUUAGGUGUCAUCCACAAACUUUACUUUCCUCACCAUUCACCCCCAGUUCUAGGUUGUUUAUGAUUAGAUUAAAUAGUACUGGUUCCAAGAAAGAGUCCUAGGAGGCCCCACUGCUUACCUCUUUCCGUUGCAAAAGCUAUCAAUUUAUUCCCACUCUCUUGCUUUUUCACCGGCUACCAGUCCACGAAAGGAUGUCUUCUCUUAACCUAUGAUGGUUUUCUCAGAAACCUUUGAGGCAAUUGCUUUUUGGAAGUCUAGGCAUAUGGUCACCCUUAUCUAUAUGAUUGUUGGCACUCUCAUAGAAUUCUAACAAGUUGAUGAGGCAGGACUUCCCUUACCGAAUCCUUGCUGAUUCUUCUUCAGUGAGGCUCAUUCAUCUUGCAAUAACCUCAUAUAUGAAGUGGGCAGUCUGUGCUGAUACCCGAUUUUCUGGGUGCCCAGUAAGUGCAGUUCCUCCUUCUACACCAGCAACCCCUUCCCAGAUUGAGGAAAUUUGUUCUGAUGGCCACGGUGGCCAUGCAGACAAACUGGCAUGUGGAUCAGAAGUGCAGUGAGGAGGUGAAAGGGAACAAAAUAAUCUCUCCUCCCCAUUCUGCAAGCACAGUUCCAUUAAUAAAAGGCACGAUACCACCUUUUCUCUUUAUCUGUUCACAUGGAUCCUGUGCUCUCAGAUAUCAACUUUCUAGGAGAUGGAAGAGAUUUCUGGGCGAAGGUGGAUGUCUUAAAAAACUGCACUCCUUACUCUGGUAGGUCACUGGAAGCACCUUGAGGUCAUCUGCAUAGCUGGAAGGAAAAGGGAUGUGUCCAGGCCUCUGCCAUGCAAACCGGAUCCCUGCUGGAGAUCACGGCUUUGAUCCAGGGCAGAGUGUUUCAGAGUGCAAUACACAGGGUAUCCUCUUGUACAAGCCCAAUUGAAAAGGAGUUUUUUUGCUAAUUUCAGCUGGGCUGACACAGGAAAAUUUACCAGAUUGAUGCGCUACUCACAAUUCUGAUUGGAGGCAACAAGCAUACUCAAGGGAUGAAUAUGAGAGAUCCCUUGAGCGAUGCCACAUGGAGAGUGGCACCAAGGCAUCAGGGUAAGAAAUGAGAAAGCAUUAAGGGAUGCUGGUACAGACCUCCCCUAAGAUCUACUCUCUAAUUACUAUUUGUGGAUAAAGUAGCAUAAUGGUAUUUUAGAAGUAUAUUAGUAUUGUACAGCUGUAAAUAUUAUAAUCUAGGUAUUUCAAAUAUCAGUAUUUACCCUUCAGAAGUAAAGAGCAGGACAAUAGACAUGGGUAAUGUUACUGACGAAAAUAUGGCUGCUGUGCAGAAUUACCGGUGCCUCAAGCAGCUGAACACAGCAGGGCAUUUAAGUGUGCCAGGCUCUGUGCUAGAUAGUGGGCCAAGCUAGAAGUGACGAAUUACACUUGAAUGGCAAGUGAACAGACUCACGUGUAUUCCUCCCUGUUCACUUGCGCACCACUUCACUCAAUCACGAUCGAGUGGAGUGCAAGUGGAGCACAAGUAAACAGGGAGGAAUAUACGUGAGUCUGUUCACUUGCCAUUCAAGUGUAAUUCGUCACUUCUAGCUUGGCCCAGUGACCUGUGUAGGCAAGCAAUGUGACUCUGACAUUAAUGAGGAUGUACAGCUACAGCAAAAAACUUACAUAUAGAUUUUAGAAUGUUGGAUUUCUAAAUUUUUUUAUCCAUGAUUUCUCACCCCACCCCCCUGGGGUAAACUUUUAUUGUUAAUAUCAAGUGCUCAUAUAAGAAGCUGACAUGUUUCAUAAAUGCAAACAUCUUAUAAAGCCCUUAUCAGUUUUUGAAUAUUAACUAACCAGUCCCUUACUACUUCCAUUUGUCUUUAAAAAAUAAAGCAUUAAAAAAGAUUGCAAAUAUGGAGCUAAUCUACUUCUGCUUUAGAGAUGGAGUUUAAACGAGUAUAAUUGAGAACUGGCAGCAGAAAAUUAAAUGCGAAAGUUUACAGAAAGCAUGAGGCUAGAUUCUAUUUUCUUUUGUGUAUUUUUAGGCUUAGAGCAGAUCAGAACAGGCAUUCUGGGAUGGGUAGAAGAUUUGUCUAAGUUAACCAAGUUUCUAGACAUGGAUCUGUUCUGGUAUAAAGCAGGCUCAACGGCCAGCAUCCCAUAUUGAAUUAUACAAGUCCAUUUACAUCAGGGGACAUCUCGUAUGCAACUGAACCUGGGGCAGAUGCUAUGAUCUGUUUGUUUUUGCAUGUCGAAAAUGUUCUGAAGCAGAUCUCUGUAAGAUUAUGCAAGUCCACAAUCUUUGCUACAGUCUGAAAAAAGUGGGUAGAAUGAGACUAAAAAUGAAAUCUUAGAUUCUCCCCACAGAUAUUAAGCAGAGCAAGUUACUCUUGUCAACUUACUUAACUCACUUUUGUACCAGAAGAAUAUGAGGCUCAUUGCCCUUGCAAGUUGGCCCCUUGUGAACUUCCAUAGCUUUGUGACUGAGUUUUUAUAUACAUGAUAGAAUCCAUGCAAUGGAACUUUCUUACAGGCUUGGUUGCAAAUGUACGGCGUAUGCAUGAAAUGGGUAAAAAUUAAAAUUCCCUAGUUCCAUUUGCACAAGGAAAUCCACUUGGAAGUCAGAUACAAAUUCUUUAUUAGGCAAUGAAUUUUAAUUUAGCUACUUUAUCUAGAUUACAGAUGCUGGAAUCAUACUGAAGGCAGUUUAUUAAUCUGGGCGAGUUACAAGGUUAAGGUGGAUUGAGGGCCACAGUAGAAAACUGGAGGUCUUUGGCUCUCCUGUCUCCUUAAGCUUCUAUUAACUGCUGCCACUGGGGGGUGGGUGGGAGGAAUGUACACAAUAGUAGGCAAAGGGAGUGUAAACCCAUUCCCCCAUGCCCUCCGCUCAUUGUCAGUAGCCCUCCUGAAGGUGCUAUUUACCCAUGUGUGUUCUUUUUCUGCUCAAGGAAUGGGAUUUAUAUUGGGACAAUGGUGCCAGAGCAAGGGUUAAUUCCUCACCCAGCAAUGUGGCCCAAAUUCAAAGUCUACCUUUUAAAAAAAAGGGAUCCAAUCAUAGUCACCAAUGUCAUUUCUGGUGUGAUCAUGAGUCCACCAUGUGAAUAAGAGGUAAAACUGGUUUUGGAACAAGCCUUAGCUGUAUCCUUCCUUAUUCCUUUCCAUAACACAGCCAUAGGCACAUAGCUUCUAGCAGCAUAGGACAGCAUUUUGCAUAACCAAUAUGUUUUGAAAUCAUGUUGAUGCUUAAACAAUUGUUUAAAGAUUGAAAAACACGUUAUUUGAGAAAAACAAGACAAAACAAGUCUUGUUUGGGGUUCAUUGCUGUUGUUGCUAGAAUGCUUCUUUAUACACUUGGUGCUGCUUUUUGGCAUGUUGUUCUUUUUUGUGCAGAGCUAUUCCAGUGUUUAUUCCAUCUCAUAAUCCAGAGCUAGUGCAAUGUUUAUCCUAACUGGCCAUUGCAGUGCCACAUGCCACCUCUUUUCCUAUGCAGGUUUGUGGCUUUAAAGUGUUGUGCUAUUCUGCUCAGUACAUUUAAUCCAGUUGAGAAAUUCAGUUGCGAAAAUGAAUGUGUGGUAGUCAGAAAAUUAUAAAUGUGGGAGAACAGUUCUUGUACUUUGAAGCCCAUGAUCCCUGUACACACUUAUGUACUUGGUGGUAAGCCUUAUUGUGCAAAAUGGAACUUGCUUUCAAGUAAUCAUGAAACGGAUCAGUCUACAAACCAACUCUGGUUUUAAUUGACAUAUUACAGCGUACACAGGUGGAGUCUGGAGUCCCACCUGUUUCAGAGAGAACCUAAUCACACGCAAGUUGCUGGUUCUCCUCAAUUCUCACGUGGGCAGCGCUUGAUGUGGAUCAGGAUCAUGUCAUGCUUGGAGAAGAGGCUUCAGCCUCCCCUUGACAGCCUCCCCUUGACAAGUUCCCUCACCUGAGAAAGGUAUGAGGGGGUGCUGUUUGGAGAAACCCAGGGCUUUUUUUCAGCAGGAAUGCAGUGGAAUGGAGUUCCAGCUCCUCUCGUGUCCAGUGGCCCUGCUGCCCGAUCUCCAGACAGAUCAGUUCCCCUGGAGGAAAUGGCUGUUUUGUAAGGGGUCCCGUGUGUUUCUCCCUCAUUUCCCUCUUGAGAGUUCCACCACCUCUUUUCCCAGAAAAAAAGCCCUAGAGAAAUCCAUGUGAUUCUGGGAUACACGUGGGUUCCCCAACAGGCCAAAUAUUGUGUUGCGUCUGACACAGGUUUGGGACUCCAGGUUACUCCAUAAUGUGUGAAUUGGCCAUUGCGCUUAACUCCCAAGACCUACCUAUAUGUAACACUAUCCUUAUAUCCUCCCUGGACCCAUCACAAGGACUUUGAAUCAGAUAUACUUGUUAGUUCUGUGCCCAGAACUUAAUUCCCAGGCACUAAAGGGAUUUAUUCAGAUCUGGACUGUAUUAAGAGGGGAGGAGGGACUUAAACCAUUCCCUCAUGCUCUUUCCCCAACCUGAAAUGAUUAUGGGGGUGGAGCUGUUGUCUUGCUGAGGAAAUCUAUGUGUAGCAUUAGUACAUGUAAAAUACCCCCAUAGGACAAAUAGUGUCACCCAGGGCUGUUUCAGGUUGGAAAAAAUAGGAAGGGAAGGCUUAAGUUUCUUCUCCUUGUGGUCUGAAACCACAUUGGACACCCAAGUAUCUAGUAAUUUAGUAUGGAACAUGGAACUUGCAAGGCAUAUCUAAUCAAAAGUGUUUGUGGUGGACCUGGGGACCAUGUAACGUGUAGGACCAGGUCCUACAGUAAGCAUGCAUGAAGUUGUUGCCAUAACAUGAAUGUUUUGGUGCUGAAAAAUUCCAGUGGUUAUGAUGACAAAAACUGAGUUGGAGAGUACUAGUAGAACUUAGAACUGGCCUCAGGACAAGUUCCAUACAUGACAUUUGAAACUUGAGGAACAUCUCAUGUUGUGCUUUCAGGAUUCAUAUAUUUAGCAUACCAUAAGAUCCUACUCUAAUGAGAGAUUGAAAGUAAUACCCUUAAGGAUGAAUACUAGUGCCCCAGUACCCAAAUGCAAAUGAUUAAUUUAUGGCAACUCAAUUGAUAAGGGACUUGUUUGUAGUAUCUUUGCUGUCUAAAGUACAACAGUAUUUGAAAUCUCUGCAUCAUUUGUAUUUAAGGAAAUAAAGUUUCAUUCUAACA
Eublepharis macularius is the source of this 7482-nucleotide messenger RNA. It is a transcript of the gene COLEC11, whose product is annotated as collectin subfamily member 11. The transcript has 7 exons. The record is from RefSeq and is a predicted model, not a curated record. The coding region runs from base 158 to 991 and encodes 277 amino acids. Lineage: Eukaryota; Metazoa; Chordata; Lepidosauria; Squamata; Eublepharidae.